This is a messenger RNA of Pimephales promelas (fathead minnow), 2080 nucleotides long. RefSeq names its product MON1 secretory trafficking family member Ba (gene mon1ba). Gene Ontology annotation, cellular component: Mon1-Ccz1 complex. The record is from RefSeq and is a predicted model, not a curated record. Gene Ontology annotation, biological process: vesicle-mediated transport; protein targeting to vacuole. Lineage: Eukaryota; Metazoa; Chordata; Actinopteri; Cypriniformes; Leuciscidae.
CACAGAGAUCCAUUGUGUGACAUCAAUAGAACAAGUGUUUACACCCUUAAAAGAACAGUCCAGAUGCUGAAGAUUUUCACUUUGAGGGAAAUGAGAAAGAGACGACAUGCACAGGAGCGAGAAUAGAGGAAGCUGGGAGUUUCAACCUGAGGAGACCCUAAUAGAGGAUUCUGGUGAGUUUCCAUCUUGCUUGGCACAGGCGAACCUCAACUGGCAGAAAGAGGACCCCUCUGGAGGUUGUGCUGUGGAUGUCCCAGGUCUGUCUUAUCAGAAUGAAGAUAUAAUGUCAGAGAGUUGGAAGCAACACAGGAAGCAUGUGUUUGUGCUGAGCGAGGCUGGUAAACCUAUUUACUCACGCUAUGGCAACGAGGAGGCCUUGUCCUCCACCAUGGGUGUUAUGAUGGCGCUGGUCUCCUUCGUCCAGGCUGGAGGCAACACAAUUCAAUCUAUUUUUUCAGAUAAUCGCACAGUGGUAUUUUUGCAGAAGGGGCCGCUGGUGUUUGUGUCCGUUUCUUCCACUCGCCAGUCUGAGCAGCAGCUCCGCAGUGAGCUCCUCCAUGUUUAUCAUCAGAUAGUCAGCCUUCUCACGCAGGCCAGCAUAAAUCGUAUCUUUGAGCGCCGGAAGAACUAUGACCUACGGCGUCUGCUGUUUGGCUCAGAGAAGAUUCUGGACAGCCUUCUCGAUGUCAUGGAUUCUGAUCCCGGCUUCAUGCUCUCGGCGGUCCAAUGCCUGCCUCUGCCAUCCUCUUCCAGAGACGUUCUCAGUCAAAUCCUACAGAAAGCCGUCACCCCGAAUCUGGUCUUUUCCUUUCUCAUUGCCAAUAACCGACUUGUCUCCAUCGUUCAGGAGAAGACGGUCCUGGAGGACGCUAGGCUAAAACCCAGUGACCUUCAUCUCCUCUUCAACCUCAUCAGAGCCUCUGCUUUUCAGGCUGGAGAGAUAUGGACGCCCAUCUGCCUGCCUCUGUUCAAUCAUGACUGUUACUUCUAUGCUUAUGUGGCAUAUCUAGACCCGCCCGAAUGUACUGUAUGCCUUGUUCUUCUGUCUACAGAUAAAGAAGCUUUUUAUGCCAUGGCAGAGUGCAAAAGGAAAAUUGAAGAAGCUUUCGCAUCCCAGAAUGCCUUGCAGUGUGUGCCAAACACUCAGAUGAGCUGUUUUGAUAAUAUUGAUGUAGCUAAUCUCAGGCACUUCCUGUAUAAGCCCUCAAAUGUGCAAGACCACCAUCGCCAGCUUUCACAGUUCACAUGCCCAGAGAUGGAUGUGGCAUACAGAACCCAGGAUGAGAAGAUACGUUUGCUGGAUCUGUAUCGAAACAUGCACAAUCGUAUCCAUAGUAUGUCACGACCCCUUAAACUCAUCUACCAUUCUGCAGAAAGAGAAACUCUGCUGGCUUGGGUCACUGGCAAGUUUGAGAUGUACGCCUGCUUUACUCCUCUUAUCACUAAGAAAUCAGCUAUCAGUGAACUCACUAAACUGCUGCGUUGGAUCAAAAAGGAAGAGGACCGUCUCUUUAUCUGUAAUCUCCCAAAAUACUCCACUGUCCCACAGCCAGGCAGGAGUUCUACAGACAGGGGGAGAUCAGAUAGACAGAACGCAUCAGACACUGGCCUUCUGUCUCUCUUGUAGCCAGGGCCGUCCAUAGUGCAGCCGGUGCACCCCCACCCCAGAUCUCAAAAGGACCGAGGGGACUACAAACCAAACGCUAUCAGACUGCGGGACGGCCCUGCUAUAGCAUUGUGUAUCCUACUGGCCUGUUUUACAUCCAUGUUUCAUGGUAAAUUCAGUGCGUUUGCUUAAAUGGGAGAAGUGGCUACAUUGAAUACAAGUCUUCCUUGUUUGUGGGUUCGUAUGGUGGCUUGUUCCUUAAUAAAGUACUGAAAUUCAUGUUCAUUUUUCAGUUCAACUUUUGAGUCCUUGUUCUGCUGGCAACAGAGUUUGCAAUGACAAACUGUUUUACUAAUAAAGUACAUAUGUAUGUGCCUCUGUUGAAUCAUGAGUUUAAUCAUGACUUUUAUGUGUAUGUGGCAUGUCUAGAUCAUCCUGAAUGUACUGCAUGUAAUAAUAAGAAAUGUUUCAUUG